This is a messenger RNA of Lobosporangium transversale, 1466 nucleotides long. RefSeq lists its product as hypothetical. The transcript has a single exon. The record is from RefSeq and is a predicted model, not a curated record. NCBI's taxonomy places the organism in Eukaryota, Fungi, Mortierellomycota, Mortierellomycetes, Mortierellales, Mortierellaceae. The coding region runs from base 59 to 1321 and encodes 420 amino acids.
GAUUGAUCAACAAGCGCGCACAUUGCUCUUUGCUUGGUUCCGUGGCCGCCUUCGGCCAAUGAUCUCAGUAAUAGAGAAUGUGAUUCAACGCGGCGAAGUAGGGCAUUUGAAAGCGUUAAUCAAAAUACAGAUGAAUGCGCUCACAGAGACAGGUUUAAUGGCCCCUGGAAACUUGUGCUUUGAGCUUCAGCGCAUUCCGGAUCGCACUGGUGCCCACAAAGACGCAGACAUUAAGAGCAAGGCAGACAUCAGAGAAAACCUUCGGACAGCCCUCAAAGAAAGAUUGUUUCAUUCUGAAGACUUUGAGUUGAACUACGCAGAGCCUGUUCUGGUUGAUGCUUCAUUUGCGCGAAUAGUUGCCCGCGCCAAUGGGAAGAUGCUUACAAUUAUUGACGAACCAAUUGCGUUCCAAGCAGCAUUUAAUUUUUUUGAAAAGGACGACGCUGGAUUGCUUCGGUUGCUUGGUCGUGGGUUCUCAGAGAAUAUUGCAGCAGGCUCACGAGGUUCAUAUUUGGAGUACUUUAGCCCUGCUUUACUUAUCCCAAUCUUUCAUGGAGAGAAAAUAAAUCCACUGUUGUUCAAGGAUGGGAUCAAGGACAGUGGGACCCAAAAGAUACUAGACAGGACAUACUCAAUCGUUGGGCAUGACACUGGGCUGCGAGGGACCCAUCAUGAAAAGAUUAGCAUGGGUCAAUUCCUUUAUGCCCACUGUAAGACUGACUCAAUACACAACACCAAGUUGGUUGCGCCAUUUUUUUAUCCACCAGAGACUCCAUCCGGGCCUGAUGUUGUUUUUGUACUAGAGUCAGAGAACCAACACUAUCCAGUUUUCAUACAGUCAAAGAUAUCUGGAUCCCUCUAUCCUAAGGAUAUCAGUGAUGCUCACAGGACGGUCUGUUGUGAAAGCAUCGAAGCACACCUCUCUUUGCCUCCAUUACCAUCCAGCAGUAAUCCUCCUUCUCUGGCUGAUUUUUGUUCAGGAGGCAUAUUCUUUUCGCUGCUGCUUUUGCCCAAUUGUGAGCGGAGUAGCUAUUCAGUGGCCAAGCCCAAGGAAGUCACCGACAGCAGCGGCCGAACACUGACACAGUACACUAUUAUCAUAGACAAAGACAAUAUGGAAACCUUGGCAUCUCCAGAAGUGGUAGACGUUCUGAAGAGUGCGAUAAAUCCUCUGAAGAGAACAGUUGAAGACAUCCAAGUUAUGGAGCACGAAAACGGUGUGAGCAAGCCGAACAGUACAAAGAAAAGGAAGGUGCAAAAGAAGUCAGCGGAUGAGGCUGAGGUUUGGGAGAUGAAAGCGGGACAACAGAUAGUAGAAUAGGUAGGUAUCUAAUAAAAUAAUUUUAUCGAUUUUGUGAACGGAGGAGGAACACCAAUUAACUUAAAGGAAAGUAAGAUGCCAAAGAAGUGAGCCAGGUUAUGGGAGAUGGAGAAACGAAUAUAGCAGGGGUCAAGGAAAAGGAAGG